CUCUACCUGCCUUAAAUCAAGAGGUGGUCUCUAAAGUACCUGUUUGGGAGUAGAACAUGCACAUAAUGUUGUUUGCCCUGAGAAGAUACAAUCUGGCUGUAUGCAUUGUUAAUUUGAAGACUUGCCAUAGGAAUCAAAAAAAGCUGCCUGCAAGAGAACUGAUUGUUGGCAUGGAAAAAAACAUCAGAGAAACCCUGUAAUUCUGAGAUGUGGCUGACUUCCUAAAUAGGCACAGCCACUGACCCACUCUGAAAACACAGCUGCGCACUAGAACUAAGCUAUGGAACGUGGCAGAGUGUCACAAAACCUCUGAGUGCAGUACAGUAACCCAGGAUCGUUCCACUGUGAAGAGGGACCUUGCUUCUCUGACAAGCCACCUAGCUACUACAUGUGGUUCUACAAAGUGUCACUUUGAGGAUGACAGCAUACUGCUGGAGAGUCCAAAAAGGUGACCUCUGGUGACAAAAUUCGUAAUCCAACAGGUUUAUAACACAGGCGAAGCAUGUUACUGACAGGCACAUGGGAGCUGGAUCUCACCAUGGGGGCAAACCUGUGCAGCAUUGCAUUGCAUGGAUGGCUCCGCCACCUCCGGAUCCGCAGUUUGUGCUGCGAGGCACCAGUGCUGCAGUCCACGCUCUGCGUUUUUCCUGUGGAGGCCAAGAGCCUGAUGUCCCCAUUCUUUUCUCUGGGUCUGAGAAUGGGCUUAUCAACGUCUGGAACCUAAAAACACGCAGAGUGGACAAAGCACUGGAUGGCCAUGGAAGAAAAUCUGUCUGCUGGGUGGAAACGAUGGAUGGUAAAGACAGGCUCCUCAGCCAGGGUCGUGACCAGAGGAUCUGCCUGUGGGACUUAGCAGAGGGACGGACUUCAGUGAUGGAUUCUGUCUUCACGGAGAAUGUGGGAUUCUGCAGAUGUUCUCUGUUAAAGGUGGCACAGGGACGCUGGCUAAUGGCCAUGGCAGCCAAAGCCCUGGACGAGGUUCAGGUUUUGGAGCUGCCAUCCAAGACAUCAGUCUGUACCUUGAAGCCAGAGGCGGGUGCCAAGUUGGGCAUGCCCAUGUGUCUGAAGUUAUGGCAGAUCAACUGUGAUUCCCAACCGUUGCUUCUGUCUGGCUAUGAAGAUGGAUCAGUGGUCCUUUGGAAUUUGUCAAUGGGAAAAGUGUUGAGCCAACUUUUUUGCCACCAGGAACCAGUGAUGAGCCUUGACUUUGACUCAGAGAAGGCCAAGGGGAUCUCAGGCUCAUCUGAAAAGGUGCUCAGCAUCUGGAGCCUCAAUGAGCAACAGAACCUCCAGGUUCACACAACACACAGACUUGUCAACGCUGGCAUAUCUGAUAUCACCAUCCGUCCAGACAAGAAGAUUUUAGCAACAGCAGGGUGGGAUCAUCGCAUCAGGGUCUUCGGCUGGAAAAAACUGAAGCCCUUAGCAGUGCUUGACUACCACACGGCAACUGUCCAUUGUGUGUCCUUCUCAGAUCACAAAAACCCCAGUGAGAGACUGCUCGCAGCUGGUUCAAAAGAUCACCGCAUAAGUAUCUGGUCAAUAUAUACACAGACAUGACAUGGUCUGCGCUAUCAGGGCCUAGGAGAGUAAGAUUGGUGAAGAAAAUCACUGUAAUUCAAACCUGGGUGUGGGGAAGUAGUAGAAUGUAUUUCCAGGCUAAAGUGAGAGUCCCUGGAAACUGCUAGAUUAAUUUUUAUGCUGCUUGUUCGUGUGGCAAGUUUUGUUUCCCAUAGAGGGGAGUUGAUUUUUUAAGAAAAUUUAUAACAAGUGGAACAAUGCCAGUCUUGAACAAAGACACAGGACAAGUCACUUUAAGUUCUGCUACAGGUUUUUGCAACAGCUUUUCUUUGGCAGGUUGCUUAAAUAACUUGUGCCAAUUUCUGGAAAAAGGACUGGAAUCUCUCAGACAGCUGUGGGGGCAGAAUAUGUCUGUUUGUAAGUCAUUUAUGUAUCUAGGAAUCUGAAUCACUGUAAAAUACCACUUUUGUGAGAAUUUAUACCCAUUAAACCACCUCCAGUGGUU
This is a messenger RNA of Cygnus atratus (black swan), 2026 nucleotides long. RefSeq names its product G protein subunit beta 1 like (gene GNB1L). The transcript has 10 exons. The record is from RefSeq and is a predicted model, not a curated record. Gene Ontology annotation, molecular function: protein binding. Lineage: Eukaryota; Metazoa; Chordata; Aves; Anseriformes; Anatidae. Bases 520 to 1560 code for a protein of 346 amino acids.